Didymodactylos carnosus is the source of this 555-nucleotide messenger RNA. Lineage: Eukaryota; Metazoa; Rotifera; Eurotatoria; Philodinida; Philodinidae. The record is from the annotation of a GenBank genome assembly.
AUGGGUUCAACAUGUAAAAAAUGUGGUAAUUUGAAAAAAUUUGAUUCAUUAUUUGAAUGUAACGAUGAUGAUGGUGGGGAAGAUUUAUCUUAUUUUCAAUGGGAGACAGAUGAAUCAAGAAUGGUGAAAAUAGAAAAGCCAGGUACAGUACAAGAUGCAAUUAAAAAUUUAAAAAAUAAAACAAAACAAUUUCUAAUGCAUAGUUUUGUUACAAGUAUUCAAUAUUUACAUUUUCAAGAAUGUAAACCUGAUGUUAAUAAAACAUCAAUAGUUUUACAAUUUGAUUUUUCAGAAAAUUAUAGAACCAGUUAUCAAGACGAAAUACAAAACGCAUUUUUUAAUUACAAUCAAGUUGGUUUAUUUAUUGCUGUUGGCUGGUCUGGUUCGGGGGUGAUAAAUUAUGUUUAUAUAUUAGGGGGUUAUAGGUUAUCGACCAUGCUGAUUGCGAAUACGACCAUGCGGCUUCCGCAUAGCCCUUCGAAGACCUGGUUUUCUAGAAAACGAGUUUUUCAGAAACCCCAAAAAAGAACCCGAACCGUUCUUAAUGAGGCAUGA